CCAGGCUCCUCCCUUUCCCAAAGAUAGAUCUCUUUUAACAGCGGUCUGCUGAGAGACUAAACACUCUCAUCUUCCUGUGGGCAGCUCCAGGCGGACAGAAAGGGACGGUGAGCCCUAAGCCAUGGGUACUGGUCCUGAGAUACUCCAGGGUCUCUGGAUGAUGCUGUGAGCUCCUGGGUCAUCCCCUUCGGCUAUUUCGUCAUUUCUGCUGUUGGCAGAAGUGUGUCUGCUCCUGGGAGAACAGGACAAGGGGCCCCUGGUGCCUGAGAUGCAAUUGGGCCCCUUGUCCAAGUGUGUGUGACUGUGUCUGUGUUCAGGCAUGGUGUAUGUGUGGAGUGUAUUCUUCACACGAAGCAGAGAUGGUGACUUCCAGGAAGCAGAAGGCCCAGUAAGACUGACAUGGCCUCAGCUCCUUCUGUGACUAGCCUGGCAGAUGAGGUCAACUGCCCUAUCUGCCAAGGCACCCUAAGGGAGCCAGUUACCAUCGACUGUGGCCACAACUUCUGUCGUGGCUGUCUCACUCGCUACUGUGAAAUCCCAGGCCCGGAAUCGGAGGAGUCCCUCAGUUGCCCUCUCUGCAAAGAGCCUUUCCGACCAGGGAGCUUCCGGCCCAAUUGGCAGUUGGCCAACGUGGUAGAGAACAUCGAACGCCUUCAGCUGGCAUCCACGCAAGGUCUGGAGGUGGAGGAUGCCUGUCCCGAACACGGCGAGAAAGUCUACUUCUUCUGCGAGGAGGAUGAAGCACAGUUGUGUGUGGUGUGCCGCGAGGCCGGACAGCAUGGGGCUCACACCGUGCGCUUCCUGGAGGACGCAGCAGGUCCCUACAGGGUAGGAGAGCAUCCCUGCAGGGAACAAAUACAGAAGUGUCUUAUGGGUCUAAGGAAAGAGAGAGAGGAGAUUCAAGAAAUCCAAUCAAGGGAAAACAAAAGAAUACAGGUUCUCCUGACUCAGGUGGCCACCAAGAGACAGCAGGUGAUUUCUCAGUUUGCACGUCUGAGUCGGGUCCUAGAGGAACAACAGAGUGUCCUUUUAGCCCAGCUGGAGAGGUUGGAUGGGGAUAUCCUGAAGCAACAGGAAGAGUUUGAUUCCCUGGCCACAGGGGAGAUCUGCCGGUUCAGCACCCUGAUUGAGGAGCUGGAGGAGAAGAGCAAGCGGACAGCAAGGGGACUCCUGACAGUGAGAUGGGGCCUGCCCUCCCCCCCCCCCGGGGUCUCUGGAUUCAUGGAUAUCAGAAGCACUCUAAUAAGAUGUGAAACUAGGAAGUGCCGGAAACCUGAGGCUAUCUCCCCAGAGCUGGGCCAGAGGAUCCGGGACUUCUCCCAACAGGCCAUCCCUCUGCAGCAGGAGAUGAAGACUUUUCUGGAAAAACUCUGCUUUGAGUUGGACUAUGAGCCAGCCCAGAUUGCUCUAGACCCCCAGACUUCCCACCCCAAGCUGCUCCUGUCUGAAGACCACCGGAGGGCUCGGUUCUCCUACAAAUGGCAGAAUUCGCCAGAUUCUCCGCAGCGUUUUGACCGAGCCACCUGUGUCCUGGCCCGACGUGGCUUUACCGGAGGGAGACACACUUGGGUGGUGAACGUUGACUUGGUCCACGGAGGCAGCUGCACCGUAGGUGUGGUGAGAGAGGACGUCCGACGCAAAGGAGAGCUGCGGCUGAGACCGGAGGAAGGCGUAUGGGCCGUGAGACUGGCUUGGGGGUUUGUUUCAGCGCUGGGUUCCUUCCCCACGAGGCUGGCCCUGGAGGAGCAGCCCCGAAAGGUGCAGGUGUGUCUUGACUACGAGGUAGGCUGGGUGACCUUUGUCAACGCUGUCACCCAGGAACACAUCUAUACCUUCACUGCCUCCUUCACACGGGAGAUCUUUCCCUUGUUCGGACUCUGGGGCAGAGGCUCUAGUUUUUCCCUGAGCUGCCGAGAAGGUACAGUUUCCCUCCUCUGAGUACAAAACUGAAAUCAAGCAUCCUGGGGCGCUGACCCUUGCCUGGACGACCAGGCACAAAAAUGGCUUUUUAAAGCAAUUGCUAGGGCCUGUGUCAGUAAGGGACUAGGUGGUAGGACCUUUAGUCCGAUCAUUGUUCAAGCCUUUCCCAGUGCCCAUAGAUGGUCAGGGUAUCUGCGACCUUGGCUGCCGCUGGCUGUACUCACCAUUGUUGUCAAUGGGCACAGACAUAGAUAUACAAACAGACCUGGUUCCAGACGAAGUCCUGUAUCAACCAACCACAUGAU
Molecule: messenger RNA, 2225 nt
Organism: Myodes glareolus (Bank vole)
Lineage: Eukaryota; Metazoa; Chordata; Mammalia; Rodentia; Cricetidae
Source: RefSeq, a predicted model, not a curated record